Molecule: messenger RNA, 339 nt
Organism: Rotaria socialis
Lineage: Eukaryota; Metazoa; Rotifera; Eurotatoria; Philodinida; Philodinidae
Source: the annotation of a GenBank genome assembly
AUGAACGUGGCACCACCACCACCUUAUGCCUCUGAAAACACUAGAUCAUUACCAACAAGCGCACUACCUAUGCCGAUGACUCAACCGGUAUCUAUCGUAGCUCCAAUUACUAUUGUAGGUCAGUAUCCAAUGCAAUGUACGUGUUUUCAAUGUAGAAGACAAAUUGUUACACGAACAGAAAAAAAGAAUGGUCUUCUUGUCUGGAUUAGUAUUGGGGCUCUCUUCAUUUUUGGCUUUUGGGUUUGUUGUUGCAUACCGUUGUGUAUUGAUGCUUGCAAAGAUACAGAACAUUAUUGUCCGAGCUGUAAUCCAAUGCUUGGUAUUAGCAAAAAACUAUGA